Messenger RNA from Rotaria sp. Silwood1, 1231 nucleotides. NCBI's taxonomy places the organism in Eukaryota, Metazoa, Rotifera, Eurotatoria, Philodinida, Philodinidae. The record is from the annotation of a GenBank genome assembly.
AUGGCUUCUGGCGACCAUCCAUCCGAAAACAAUUUUCGAUUUAUCGAUGUGGCAGCUGAGAAACAUGAUAUACUUCUUCCCAUCGAAGGACAUGAAAAAAUGCCUCUUGUCACUCUCGAAGAAGCUGUAGUACCAUUGAUCUCAAUCCUUCCCGAUAUUCGUCGCAAGGUACAUACAGCAAAACUAAAGUGUAAGAAUCCUGCCGAUGGAUUAACAUCUGAUCAAUCAGCUGCCAUUAUGCUUUAUACCAUGGAAUGGGAACCACAAAAUGAAUGUCUAUAUUUUGUCUUGAACGAACACCUACGAGCAGCUGAUCGAAAGAAACUCAAACCAUGGUUUCUUUACCUGAAACUUAUCUUAACAGGGCUUUCUCGUCUACCAUCAGUUCAAAGAACUGUCUAUCGUGGUGUCAAACUCGAUUUAAGUGCACAACAUCAUGAAGGUGAACAAUUCUUUUGGUGGGGCUUUUCAUCAUGUACAAAAAAAAUGAAUGUUCUAAAGUCCGAUCAAUUUCUUGGAAAAACUGGUAAACGUACUUUAUUUCUUAUUGAAUGUGUAAAUGGGAAAUAUAUCCGACGUCAUUCAUAUUAUCAAAAGGAAGAUGAAAUAUUACUUUUACCUGCUACUUAUCUUGAAGUUGUGACAUGUUUUGAAAUGGCAUCUGAUCUUCAUGCAAUUCAACUGAAAGAAAUCAAGCCUGACUUUCCAUAUUUAGAACCCGUAGUUUGAUAAAUAUUUUGUGAUGAUGAUUAUUAUAUAGACAAGAAACUUUUUAAAAUCUUUUUCUAAUUUCAGAUGCAGAUUAGUAAAAACUAGAGAAUAACAGUUACAUUAUCUUAAACCCCCCACUCAAAAAAAGUCAAUUCUCGUCAAAAAUUUCGAAAUUGAGAUGAAUGCAUGGGAAGAUAGCCUGUCUUUUGCUCUUUCAGAAACACUAUUGUUUUUUUCUUCGGCACCUCAUCUUUGGCCAACAUUUUCGAUGAUUUUCGUUAACCCUACUUGAAAAAUAUGCUUAUUUUUAAAAAAAAGAAAAAUAUUUUUCGUUUUUUCUCGAUUUAUGAUUUUUUAAUCUUCUGACAAGGAAUUCUCGGUCCAGGCUGGGUGUGGGUAUGGUUGUGGGUGUGGGGUGUGGGUGUGGGUGUGGGUGUAGGUGUGGAUGGGGGUGUGGGUGUGGGUGUGGGUGUGGGUGUGGGUGUGGGUGUGGGUGUGGGUAUGGGUGUGGGUGUGGGUG